AUGGAAGCACUGAGAGCUUCAUACGGCGACGCACCAUCUGAUUCGGACUCUAAUUCAUCUUCUCCAACAACCAAACCAAUCCCUGUUUACAACCCACAACCAGACCCCGUAGCUUUGCCACCUCCGCCUAUCUCACUUCUCACUCCUACCAAUUCUCUCGGUGUAUCGGAUUCCUUGCAAAAGGGUCAGUCCAGUCGAGUUAGAAGCUUCCCUCAUGUUAAAGGGAACUAUGCUUUGCACGUCUACAUUCCAGUUAAUAUACCGCCUGUGUCGAAAAAGGAAGUGGUUCAGUUCUUGAAGAGGAUAUCAUCACUUGUGCCCGGUCUUCAUGCUGUUGAUGCUGAUAUUCCUCUUGAUAUUUUAUGUAAAGAUGAUCAGAAGUUUGAGCAAGUUGCAUUAGGUAGGGAAUUCCAUAUUAGCUUAGGGAGAACCGUGCCGAUUCGAGUUCACCAGAUUGAUUCAGUCGUUGUUAUGCUUCGGCAGAAGCUUCAAUUUCCAAAAAGAUAUUGGAUCGACUUUAGUAAGUGGGAAGUUUUCGUAAAUGAUGAGAAGACACGCACCUUUCUUUCACUAGAAGUUUUGAGGGGAGGAUUAGCUGAGAUUACGAAGCAAAUUGAAUCUGUUAAUGAGGUGUAUAAGCUCCACAAUCUUCCUGAAUUUUAUAAGGAUCCACGCCCUCAUAUAUCGUUGGCUUGGGCAAUGGGAGAUGUUAGCAACAUCUUAAAGAGAGAAGUUGAAAACAAAAUGAAGAGGUCAAGCAUCGGGGGUUCAAUGCUGAAACGUGUAUUUGCUUGUAAAUUUGGCGGAAUUGAUUGCAAGAUCGUUGUAUCUUCUGUUAAUCAGUUUCGUGCAUAUCAAGAAUCUGAUCUUGUAUUGUUUGUGUAA
Molecule: messenger RNA, 885 nt
Organism: Dovyalis caffra
Lineage: Eukaryota; Viridiplantae; Streptophyta; Magnoliopsida; Malpighiales; Salicaceae
Source: the annotation of a GenBank genome assembly